AUGGACCAAGGCGACAGUAAAGAUGUGGACGUUUGCCGUCAGAUCCUCGAACUUGAAAACUUCGAGAUGGCUUCUGGUGUUCUAAAUCCAAGUCAAUAUCUGAAUCUCCUUUGCCUUUACUUGAGGAACAAUAACCUAAUGGCUGCUCGGUUUUUGUGGAAGCGCAUUCCAAGUGAUUGCAAAACUGCAGAUCCUUGCCUUCAGGCUGUCUGGAAUCUAACUAUUCUUCUUCUGAAGCGACGAAACGAUGAAUUCCUUUCUUCAUGUCGGGAAUUUUUGAGAAGCGAUGAUCUUUCUCCAUCUGUCCAGUCUCACCUCUCAGCGGUAUAUCAGAGGAUACAGCGCUCUACCAUAGAUCUGAUCAAAUCUGCUUUCUCUUGCAUAUCCAUAGAAAAAUUGUGCUCUAUGAUGAGUUUACCUCAGGAUGAGGCUGUCAGUUUUAUGGAAAACUGGACUCCUUCCUCCGAUGGUCUCUUUUUAAUCGGACCCUCUACUGAGGCUCUGCCAGAACAGGCUGUUCUGAACACUAUCUCUGGUAGCUGCGGCAAUGCCGUUGAGCCGUUACGUCUCCAGUGCCCGCAGUGCUCCUUUCAUACUACCAGUUCCAUCACUCUCCGUCAGCACGCCUGGACCAACCACUUGGGUGAAAAUCAGACAUUCCAGAGUCGCUUCUACACUUGUUCGAAGUGCACAGCUACCACCACCGACCUCAACAUCCUCCGCGAUCACUUUGCCCAGGCACACGGUAUACGUGAACCUGAUGUUAGAGUUAUUGUCAGUUGGAUCACUCUGACCCGCAGUGCAGUGUCUCAGCCGACGGCGCGCAGUCUCACUCCCCCUCCUUCUCCUCCUCCGCCUGUCGUAGAAGUUGAGGAGAGCGAAGAUAAUGAGAUAAUGGUGGUGAGAGAUAACGGGCCUAUCGAGAUCCCUCCCGCCUCCCCGUCGUUUGCUGAACCUUCGCACGAUCAGCCGACAGCUGCGCCGCCCCCAUCACCGGCGGCGGAGUCGCAGGACUGGUCUCAGCUCAUCAGCCGUGUGGACAAAAAGUUCUCUUGCCUCCUCUGCAUCGCUUCCUCACCCUCCGUCUACUUUUACAACGGUCGAACUGAAGUAGUCUUUCAUGUGGUUACGCGUCACCUCCUUCGGAAAGAAAUCGAAGAUGAUCUUGCUCACCACAGGAAGUUGACAAAUAAAGUCAAACAACGAAUCGGUGUCCUUUUCGUCGACGGGAUGCACAUCCGUUCUGGUGUUCACUACAAGGAUGCAGAACGAGUUGAGGCGGCACUCUUUCACUCGGUUGAGUUACAUCUACGCUGGAAAGCGGUCCUUGGAGCUGACGCCUCCUUGCCUCCGCAGAACAUGUUUACCUGCUCUGGAUGUCAGGCUGUGUUCCACAGUGAACAGCUGGCAGUGAAUCACAUAAAUCAGGAGCUGCGAGCUCAACUGCCGGACUUUAUGCGCGCCCGCUCCUGCCCCUGGUCUCUGAGCGCCCGAGAUGAGUGGGUGUGGUGUGUGCCCGACCUUCAACCCUCACCGACAUCGCAGCAGCAGCAGCAGCCUCCACCACCAUCACAGACUGUGCUUGCUUCCGCUGUACCCUCACCGCCUUUCCGUGACUCCCUCUCCACAACCUCGCAUACCAUGGAGACUGGGCUCCCCAAGAGCCUCCUCUUUGCCAGCAUCAACAACGCCGCCGCCUCCCCCUCCUCUUCUGCAUCUCGCCGAUUGUGA
Molecule: messenger RNA, 1731 nt
Organism: Echinococcus granulosus
Lineage: Eukaryota; Metazoa; Platyhelminthes; Cestoda; Cyclophyllidea; Taeniidae
Product: COP9 signalosome complex subunit 8
Exons: 6
Coding region: 1-1731 (576 amino acids)
Biological process (GO): COP9 signalosome assembly; protein deneddylation
Cellular component (GO): COP9 signalosome
Source: RefSeq, a predicted model, not a curated record